AUGACUUCGUGGACUAAGGAGCUAGACGAGGCAUCAGUGUUGGCCACAAAGGCAGGAUAUUGGCAUGUGGUCCUGUUCUAUUUACUAUGUGGAUUGGCGGCUAUACCUACCUCCUUCUUGGUUUUCUCACAGGUCUUCACAAAUGCAACUCCUCAGCAUUGGUGCGCGCCACCACCAGAACUUGACUCCUUGAAUCUCUCCGACGAAGUUCUUCGUUCUUUGACUGUACCUGAGGAUAAUGGGGUCUACCAAUCUUGCAGAGCGUAUACUGUGGAUCCUAGGGCGUUGUAUGCGGCUUUAAACGAUUAUAUCGACGAAAGGUCAGAGUUUAUCAGGGAAGGUGGUGCUCUGAGAAUGGUGUUGAUUCGACAAUUGGUUCCAGCUGUAGGAGAAGCGGAAAGAAAAAAACAGAUUUCAAGAGUGACUGAGGCUAUUCUUUCAUUAAGAAGCAAGGAGACAGAACCUUGCGCACAUGGUUGGAGAUACAGCACGGAACACUAUUUGAGAACGCUCGUUACCGAUUUUUCCUUGGUCUGCGAUCAGGAGUGGAUGCCGCGAACCGGUAACACUCUCUUCUGGGUGGGGUCAAUAUUUGGAAAUCUAAUUUUCGGAUGGAUGUCAGACAGGUACGGUCGUAGACCAACAAUACUACUGAUGAUACUGCUGGAAGUGCCCUUAGCCAUAGCUGCAUCUUUUCCCAAUACUUAUUGGUCUUAUGCUGCUAUCAGGAUAGCUGGUGGACUAUUCUUUCCCGCGUUGUAUCAACAGCCCUUUAUAUUAGCUUUGGAAUUAAUGCCACCUAAGAAAAGACCACAUACUGGUAUCGUGGUUGGAAUGCUAUUUGCCAGCGGAAUGUGUUUAUUAGCUUUAUUGGCUUAUGCUAUAAGAGAUUGGUUUUACUUAUCUCUUGCGACAAGCCUACCGUUUGUGUUUCUCUUUGGUUAUUAUUGGCUCAUACCGGAAUCUCCGAGGUGGCUUGUUGGUCGCGGCCGCAUAGCAAAAGCCGAGAAAGUAUUUAGGGACUUAGCGAAAAAAAAUGGAAUAGAUCUACCUCGCGGAUUUCUUCUGGAUCUUCACAAAAAAAUUAAAGAUGAAGAAUCUGAAGUAACAAUGCUCAAUAACAUGAAUGGGCAUCUUACUAACUUUUCUGAUAUACCAGAAAAGGAAGACUACGACAGAAGAAUAAGUAAUAUGCUUACUUUUAAACCAGAUCUUAGCAGAAUAAAUGAAUUAGAAGAACCAAACAAAGUUGAAGAUUUAGAAAGAAUAUUAGCCCUUCAAGUUGCUGAGAUAGUAAACAAGAAAGAUAAAUUAAAAAAAGAAAUGGAAAAUAUGCAUGAAGAGUCAAAAGAAGAUGGCUCUAAUGAUGAAUCUCGAUUAAAUCUUGAUGUAAUACAAAAGUCAACUCAAACUGACCCCUAUAGAAAAUCUCCAACAAAUACGUUAAGAAGAAAAUCUAUACAAAUAGUGACUAGAAUAUUUAUAACAGAUGACGCCGAAGAAGAUGCUAUAGAUAAUAAAAGAAUGGAUGAUCAGAACUCAGAAGGAGAUUGUAAAGCUUCUCCCCUAGAUGUUUUCAGAUAUCCUAAUAUUCGGAGGAAGUUUUUUCUUUUAACUUUUAACUGGGUAGCAUUGGGCGUUGUAUAUAAUAGUUUAAGUUAUAAUACACCUAAUUUAGGCGUCGAUGAUUACUUAGCUUUCUUUAUAGGAGGAGCAGUAGAACUUCCGUCGUAUUUUAUUGCAUGGCGGUGUAUGGACCGAUAUGGUCGCCGAUGGGUGCUCUGUAUCUUUAUGAGUAUUGGAGGAUUAGCUUGCAUCAGCUGUAUACUUGUACCUGAAACAUGGCCAUGGAUCACCGUUUUUUUGGCAAUGUUUGGUAGAUUAUUCAUCGCAGCAUCAUUUGCAAUUUUUUAUGUGCAAAUUGGCGAACUGCUACCAACUGUCUUAAGAGCACAGGCGAUGGGUGCAGCUUCUUUCAUAUCAGGACUAGGACUUCUCGCAUGCCCUUACAUUGUGUUCUUGCUCAUAGUGAUGGGAAUUCUUAGUAUGGCAGCUGCUAUUACGUCGCUCUUCCUACCUGAAACUUUAAAUCAACCUCUUCCGCAAACAUUAGAGGACGGAGAAACAUUUGGAAGAGAUAUUAAACUGUUAAGCUGUGUUAAAAACCCGAAGAAAUGCACUCGAAGUGAUUUAGAUUAA
Molecule: messenger RNA, 2199 nt
Organism: Diatraea saccharalis (sugarcane borer)
Lineage: Eukaryota; Metazoa; Arthropoda; Insecta; Lepidoptera; Crambidae
Source: the annotation of a GenBank genome assembly